UUCGUACGCUUGUACGCGCUGUUCAUAUGGUUCUUGUGUUUUGUUUCGAUAUAUUGUUAAGAUACUUGUAGUUUAGAAGAUACUUUGUGAAAUAACACAAGGAAAAUAAUAAGAAUUCUAUAUAAUUUUUGUUAUUUUACUAGGUUUUUAAUUCUUUUAAUUUAGAGCAAAUGUUGACGGAAAUAUCUUUUUUUAUAGUUCAUCGUUACGGAUUUACAUAGUGUUUGAGGAAAUGUAAAGGGCAAAGUAGCUGUUGAAUAAAAUCUGAAGAUAUACUUGUAUGUUUUUUAUUUUUUAUUUUCGAACAAUCAUGUCGCUGAACGAAGUUUGAUCAUACUCAUUCAUAUUUAUUUUACUUUAACCUUAAAUUUGUCCAACAGUAAGCAGACUACAAAAUACAAAACGACAUUAACAAUAAUAACAACUAUGUCAACAACAAGAAAAAGAAUAGGGGGCGGUUGGAAAAACGUUCAAGUCAUUAAAACAGACGAUCAUGACUCUGGAAUUAGUUUUAAAGAGGCAACAAAUGAAAAUAUGCGUUCAGAAAAUAUCAGUGAUUCUUUUACAAAAAGACAAUCAGAUAUCGCCUUUGUCAAAGAUACGAAACUUGAUAAUCCUGGUGAAAAAGACAGUGCGGUUGAAAUAAAUGAUGAUUUGGAACGGAAACUUCGACACGAUGAACUUGAUAACGAAAAGUCGAAAGAAAAGACCAGUAAAAACAUAAGUGGGAAAAGUGAAAAAACAAAAAGUGAGAUCAAAAGUGAAAGCGAUGUUGAAUGGCAAAGCUCACAUUUCGCAGAGGAACAUUUUGAAGACAGUGCGAUAGAAAGUGUAACUGAUUCCGGAAGUUCUAUGCUGUUACCGGAUAUACGUUCGUCUGUUUCGACAUUAGCUUCCGGCAAGUCAAAACCCAGGACAAAAGGAUCGAAAGCAAAGGAUGAUUCGAAUUCGAAGUAUUCCGACUAUCCUAUUCUACGACGCGUGCAGGAUAGUGUAAUAGGACACGACCUUGUGAUAAAUACACCGUAUGGUCAAAGAAAAGUAACAUAUUGUGACUUUACAGCAUCGGGUCGGAGCCUGACAUUUAUAGAAGAUUUUAUAAGGGAUUAUGUCAUUCCAACAUACGCCAAUACUCAUUCUACGACAGGACACAAUGCACGACAGACAGGAAAAUUUCGUGAAGAGGCUAGAAACAUCAUAAAACGUUGCGUAAAUGCUAACAAAGAUGACGUAGUCGUGUUUACCGGAAGUGGGGCCACGGCUGGUAUGCACAAGGUGGCUUGGGCCCUGAAGGUGAACAAUCCGAGGAUAGCUGCCGAAACGGCUGUUUUUAUUGGACCAUAUGAACAUCACUCUAACAUUCUGCUUUGGAGGGAAUUUGGUACAAAGGUUGUUCGGAUACGUCACGAGCAAGAACGCGGCGUCAUAGAUUUAGAGCAACUAAGAGAUGAGCUAAAGUUUUGGAAGGAAAAGAAGCGCCAUCUGUUGGUGUGUAUGUCUGCGGCAAGUAAUGUCACGGGAAUCAUUACGGAUGUUGACGCGGUGGCGAAACUGGCACACCAAAAUGGGGCUUUAGUCAUAUUUGAUUAUGCCGGAGGUGGUCCAUAUCUAAAUAUUGACAUGAAUCCAUCAAAGAUGGAAUACAAAGAUGCCGUUAUUGUUAGCCCACACAAGUUUGUCGGCGGACCAGGAACUCCAGGUGUUGUCAUUGCAAAGAAGUGGAUAUUCAAGAACACCGUGCCAGACAGAGUUGGUGGUGGGACAGUGAGAUUUGUAACGAGAGAGCAACAUGCUUAUGUAGGAAACAUUGAAGAGCGUGAGGAAGGAGGAACACCAGCUAUAAUUGAAUCUAUUAGGGCGGGGAUCGUAUUUCAGUUGAAACAGAUUAAAAGUCAUCUCUUGUUUAUACAGGAAAUCAGCUCAGACCUUAUUCAUGCAAGAGAAAAGAUACUGGCAAGACGGGCGUUUAAGGUAUGGGAGGAGAACCCUUCUAUAUUUGUGUUAGGGAGUCAUACCGCUGACCGUGUGACCAUAUUUUCCUUUCUUACUGUCCAUCAAGAAACUGGGCGUCUUGUUCAUCACAAUUUUAUAUCAAGUCUGCUCAGUGAUCUGUUUGGAAUACAGGCACGUGGAGGAUGCGCAUGCGCAGGCCCUUAUGCCCAGGAUCUAAUGGGCAUAUCGGAGCCAAUUGCCAAAAAGUACCUAUUUUUCCUGUCAGAGAAACCAAACUGGAAAGAACACAGUGAAGUUCCACAUUUGGAAAUUAUGAAACCGGGAUUUACGCGCAUUAAUUUAGCGUACUUCAUGGAUGACGAAACAUCUGACUUCAUAAUUCAGGCUGUAGAUAUGGUAACAAAGCAUGGAUGGAAACUUUUACCAGAGUAUUCGUUUGACUUGGAAUCCGGAUCAUGGUACCAUAAAUCAUUCGCCAACACGACUGCAUCAGAGCUGAUGAGUCUACAACACGCACUGGUCGAUGGAAAUAAAGGUCAAGGUCGAAUUCAUCUGGAUAGUCCCAAACACAGCCCUUCAUACAAAGAAAUACUUGAAUCUGCUGCAGAAUUAUUCAAAGCAGCCGAAACAUGCCACACAAGGUCACGGAUAUCGUCUGCCUCACAGCUAUUGCGUGAAAGUCUUCCGAAAGAUAAACGUGGUCUGAAAUGGUUCUUGACACCUCACGAAGCUGUCAAUAUAUUAACGGAUACGGAGAAACACUAUCUAGACAAAAAGCCAUACAAAUUGCCAUUUCACCUCCAGAAGCCAGCGUUUAUGUUUGAAGACAAGUAUCCUCAGAACGCGCUGACGUCAUUUCCGCCAAUAGCACACCAGCGAGGAAAACGCUACGAGCACAGAUUUCAUUCUGUCUCAAAUUAUAAUAAUCGUGACCAACAUCAUUCUGUGAGUAGUAAACAUGUUGGAGAUUUACACUUACCUAAAAUUUUCUCAGCAGACGACAGUAGUCGCGCGAGAAAACACGAGAAAAGAUCAUAUGAAGACAAGGUCGUUGAUGCUUUUGCAACACCAAGAAGAAUGAGGAACGAAAAUAACUUUGACUUGACAAGUGAGAUGAAGAACAAGCGAAUAAAAGAAGUGACCGAAGAUGUUAGGGAGUACGAUGAUCUUUAGAUAGGCUUAAACACAUUGAAACAUUCAACUUCUAAGAAGUUACGUACGUUGGAUGAAACGUGUUCCGCCAAUUUCGAGAGUUCUCUAAAAUAUGAGUAAUGGCGACAUGUAAAUGCAACGGUUAGCUUACGCAAUCUUUUAAUAGUCAUGCUAAAUCAUAUUCUAUAUUUGUUAUGUUAUGUUAAGUAUGAUGGCUAAAUAUAGAAGCACGUGCUUGAAAAUUCACGUGCAAUACAUUGUAUACGCUGUCCUGUUUUGUAAAUAUAUUUGUGUUGAUUUAUGUAUAAUAUUUAUUAUUUAUAGACAGUCAAUUCAGACUAUGAUUAUAAGUCUUUCAUUUCGGAAAAAUGCUGUACAUUUGCAUACAUAAUGGGAGAUAUUUAAAUCGUAAAUGUUUGUGUAAAUGAGAUAAUACUGGCUAUCUGAGAAAUGUAUAUGUAUAUACAUAUAUAAUUAUUAGACACAGCGCAGUAUUUUUUUCUUCUGUUUUAUUGUUGUCAGGCAAUAAUAAAAAUUAAUAACAUAUAUUGAGGGUGUUUUUGCAAAUGUAUAUUGCAUACAUAUUCAUUCAUGUACACUAUCACGUUCAAGGCGAUAUUUUUUUCAAUUCAAUUUAACAUUUAAGUUUUGAUUUUCAUCAAUUCUUUAAAUAGUUUAUCGAAAACAAACACCACAUUAUAUAACUUAAAAACGAAGAAGAUUAUUUGCCUUAGAGGAAAAUAACCGGUCCGAAAGUUUUAAUUUUUGUAUGAGCAAUUUCGACUAUUAAUACUAGUAUAAAUAUCUACUCACUUGUUUGAAUCUCUUCUCGCUAUUAUAAAUCUCUACUUACUUGUUGAACUGUUGUAGUUACUCGCUAGUAUAAAUCUUUACUCACUUAUAUAAAUUUUGACUAUUGGAAAAAUCUUUACUUGAUAGUGCUUAUAUAUAUACCGAUUAUAUAGAUUCCUACCCGCUUAAUGUAAAAAUCUCUAAUCGCUAGAAUAAAUCUCUAAUCGUUAAAAUAAAUUUCUGCACGAUUGUAUGAAUCUAUUCUCCAUAUAUAGCUUAUUUCUCUAUUAUAUGUAUAGAUACAUCUUUAAUAAUUGUUGAAGAAACUUGAUGCACGAUAACGCAUUUAAUGCCAAAGUCCGCAUGGCGAGGGACUUGAUAUAGUAACGGGGUUCUGCAGCUGUUAAUGCACGAACAAGGUGAAUUCCUGCUAUUCUUGCACAUUAAAGUAUACGGCUGAUACGGUAAUUCUGUGUUUCGUAAAUUGUUUUUCAUAUUAAGAAAUCGAUUUCGUCAUGGCUGCAAUGUCAUUUGCAAGUUUUGUUUUAUAUAAUGAAACUAACGGGGCCGUCAUUGCAGUCAGUUAAUAAUACUUGGCGCACUGAGUCACACACAUUUUGAAACGGCGCGUGCCCGCAUGAUUUUAGCAGUUAAUGUAUAUUUUCUUCUCUUACAAUGUAAGAAUGUACCGGCGUGGGCAGGUUUUGUGCAAGAAUGUGAAUUGUUGUUUUACCUUAAACAUGUUUUGCUUACUGAUGUCACCGUCGAACACGUGCCACGCCAGUGUGUCUGCUACAGUGCUGAGUUACAAUCACGUUGCGUAUCAACCAUUCUUC
Ruditapes philippinarum (Manila clam) is the source of this 4733-nucleotide messenger RNA. RefSeq lists its product as uncharacterized. The transcript is spliced from 20 exons. NCBI's taxonomy places the organism in Eukaryota, Metazoa, Mollusca, Bivalvia, Venerida, Veneridae. The record is from RefSeq and is a predicted model, not a curated record. The coding region runs from base 427 to 3126 and encodes 899 amino acids.